CACACUCGCUCGCGGACCGACGGUGUUGGCGCUUGUUGCCCCGAUGCUGGCGGCGGAGCUGAAGCGGGCACGUUUGAAGGCGGGAGCCUCGGCGAGCGGAGGCUCGCCCGCCGACGCGAGCGUCGGCCCCACCUCGUCGCAGCCGCUCACGUUUGAGACGCUGUCCAAUUUUUCCGGCGGCCACCACGGCGGCGAGCUGAGGGCGAUGUCGCUGCCUGCGGACACGCACAUGAUCCCGCUGUCCGCGAUCCCGCCCAAGCCCCGCGUCCGCCCCUCGCCCGCGCCUUCGCUCAACCUAGCCGACUUCCCCAUCCUCGAGCUGCCCGAGCCAUCGCUCGGCGAGAGUGCAAGCUUCUCCGCCUCUCCACCGGGCACGGUGGUGGCGGACGACGACACGGUGGACGCGGUGCACGUGGAGGAGAGCGGUGGAACGUCUCUUUUCGUGCCUCCGCCCCGCGCGGAGAAUGUCUUCGUGGCGGCCGCCUCGGCGCCAGCGUCGAUGCUCUGGGGACCUCACGCGCACAAGCACGGGAGGAGGCGAUGCAGCAACACCCGCCCACGUGACCCGCAAACGCACACCCCCUCGUGCGACCGCCUCCCCUACUGCUGGCGCCCCCCCGACGCAUGCAUCAUCGACGACCCAUGGCUUUGUACACUCCCCUCUCCCCUCCCCGGAGCUGACGCGUGUCGCGACCGGCCUCUGCGCCUCCUCCCGCCCCUCCCCCUCCUCCCCCGAGGCGGCCAUCCCCCGCCGCCACGUGGCCGAGUGCAUCGGCCGCGGCGCGCGCGCUCGGAUUCGAGCACCGCGCUGCUCUCUGCAUCGAGACGUUUUGUGCUAUAUGCGGGCGCCGAGCCACAUAGGCUCUCGUGUGUGCCGCCUUCCUCGAAAAGUGUGGUGCUGUCUUGCGACACUUUUUAGCCGCGCGGUGUCCGCGAACUUUUUCGGCGUUUCUUUUGGACACGUUUGUACACAGGAC
Messenger RNA from Emiliania huxleyi CCMP1516, 977 nucleotides. RefSeq lists its product as hypothetical. The record is from RefSeq and is a predicted model, not a curated record. The coding region runs from base 44 to 919 and encodes 291 amino acids. NCBI's taxonomy places the organism in Eukaryota, Haptophyta, Isochrysidales, Noelaerhabdaceae. The transcript is spliced from 3 exons.